AUGGUGAAAAUCGGACCACUUAGAGAACUGGUCAUGAAUGGGUUGGAUCAAGUAAAAAUGAGGAAGGGGACUGUUUUGACGAUUGCUGGGACGAUGUCUGUGAUCUUGUUUUCAAAUUGGAUUAGUAUUGUUAAAAUCCAGAACAAAGGUGCUAAGAUUGGUACAAUGACACCCAUGGAUCAAGUUCUUUGGAGGACUCAUUUGCUUGAGGCUUCACUCAUGGGAUUCUCUUUGUAUCUUGGCUUCUUAAUUGAUCGAAUGCAUCAUCAUCUUCAAAAAUUAAUCAAUCUGAGAAAAAACGGUGGUUCAUCGAAAAAACAAGUGGAAAAGCUGGAGGCUGAAAAGUUGCAGCUAAAAGAAAACGAAGAGAAAGCAAAAGAAGAAAUCAAUCGGAUGCAAAAAGAGAUUUCCAAUCUAUCAGAAAGCUUAAAGAAGCUUAAGCUGGAGUCGAAAGAAAAAGAUAAGAAGAUUGAAGUUGCAGAAGCUCAUGUCACUUCCCUUCAGAAACAAUCUGCUGAUUUGCUUCUUGAAUAUGAUCGUCUUCUUGAAGACAAUCAAAAUCUUCAAGCCCAAACUAAAAAUCGACAAUUUAGGGGUUAGAUUUAUAUGAUCUUGUUUGUGUGGUGACCAUUGUUGUUGACUUUUUCGUGUUGGACUUGAGUUUAGAUAUGAUCUCAUGAGUCAUUUUUUGGAAACAUGGAAAUUGUAAUCUUGUUGUACACGGACGUGUUGAAUUGUUUUGCAUUUGAUUUUUGGUAUCUUGAG
This is a messenger RNA of Lactuca virosa, 765 nucleotides long. NCBI's taxonomy places the organism in Eukaryota, Viridiplantae, Streptophyta, Magnoliopsida, Asterales, Asteraceae. The record is from the annotation of a GenBank genome assembly.